CAGUUUCUUUAAUUCACUGGCUCCGUGUACACGCGUUGCGUAACUCCCCGUCCGACGGCCCGCAUUCGCAUGACACACUUUUUUAAAUCCGUCACAUAAUCUAAAUACUUUUGACUACUAUUUGAAUGCCAACAUAUAAACCUUAUUACUAUCUAAUAUCCCAUUAUUUUGUUUUGACGUUUAUUUCAAAUUUUCCCGCCAUUUAAUUCAGACAACAGUCCACAAUCAUUCAGCUUUAAAAUCGAGACGAAUUAUUCCUGUUUUGUUUUUGUUGUGUUCUCGACUUUUUAUGCAAUGAUUAAAACUCCGUGUAUCUUUGUUGUGCUAAAAGUGCGAUGUGUGUUUUAAGUGAGGGAAAACAUCUAAAGCACCAUCUGUCGAAAAGGUGGAGGGCGCCGCGACAGCGGGGAGGGGACCUGCGCGUGCGCGUGUCCCCCCCUCACCGCGCCGCCCGCCCCGCCUCACCCCCUGCGGGCCCUGGACGACAUGCCGCCCGUACUCAGAUCGAAUCCGUUGUACACGGAGGAAGAGGAACAGGAGGUGGUCAUCAUAGUGGACUCGCUGGAGUCUUCGGAAGAGGUCGAACCAGCGAGGGUCCCACGCCGAGCACCCUCCACGUCCUCUGCAGGCUACGGCAGUGGAGGCGGAAGUCAUGGCCGCGUGUCGCCAACCUUACCAAAGACCGAGCAGUACGACACGCAGCCGAUACGACUGAACAACAAAAAUGACGGGUCAAACACCUCAGACUCGGAAGCCAGCCCCUCGUGCACGCUGUCGCGAAGUCUGAAGGACGAUAUACGAGCCUGCUUGGGAGGUUGCAGGGAAUUCACAGAGAAACCGGCUGUGCGAUGGGAGAAAGACAUCACUCAUGUCGUGGAAGCAGCUGUCCGUGGAGCUGGUGGGAUCAGCGCCGCACGAGCUCGUCUUCACGCGGCAUUACUGGCUCUGCAUGAACCCAACAAUAGGACGACUCUGCCGUAUUGCGGGACCGGUGUCAGGCCGGGUGAUGUGACUAUGAUGUCUAAAACACAGUCGUAUCUUACGUCAAGCGCUCUGUUUACGCUUGACAGCGCUCGCGGGGAGGAACUAGCAAGAAGAUUGGCCCGUGGUCAAAGAACCAGGAGGAGGUGUAGAGCAGCACUAGCUCUGGUGGCAUUGAUGUUGCUGCUAGCGGCUGUGGGCGCCGUGGAACUGCUCAUGUCCAGGGGGCAGAGAAUGUUUGGAGCGGUUCUACGAUGAACUGUUACACUCCAAACUCGUCCAAUGAAUACAAAGGUGGGGGGGGGGGGGCGACAUACAAUUUAUAUGUCAAAAUAUUCUUUAUUCAAAUGCCUUAUGCAGUUAAAUGUCGUUAUGCAUUGAUAAAAUUAUUAAUAAAAUACGCCUUCCAGAUUAACAGAUUUGAAUCCUGACAGUUAUAUUGUCUUUUAUAUUACUAUAAGAAAUCUUAUUUAUUUUGAACAAUGAUCAAUCUCCUUGUAUCAACUUACUCUAAAGAUGUCUGUUUAACUAAUUUCCCUUUAUCUAACAACGAAAGUAGGUAUUGCUUUUGACAUUUGUGUCACAAGUUUUGUUAAUUUUAAGACAAAAUAAUGGUAAAGUAAAUACCAUUGUAAAAAUGUAUAAUAAUAUUAGCGUUUAAGUCGCAUUAUUUUCUGUUUAAAAAAGAAUAUAUCAUUCUUAUUUCUGUAGAGGAAUGAGUCCGUCAUUAGCAUAUGGCAAUACCGCGGUUCCGGUCGCAAAUAUGCAAUUGAAAAAUAAUUGAGUGCUGUGAAAAAAAAUCCAGUGUGCUUACGCCAAGUUUGCGUUGUGAGACCAGCGUUAACAGCUGUUAAUUGAUUAAUGCUGUCGCCUUGUAGUAUUGACGUGGGUUCAAAAUAAGAAACGGUAAACGCUUCGUAUGUAGUGUGAUUACCCUGACAGAUAGUAAGCGUACUGCGCGCAACCUUCGGAACGUCUGAAUUCAGACAUUCAUUUUGUAGUGAGUCUGUUUGAGGUGUAUGGUUAUUAGACA
Molecule: messenger RNA, 2014 nt
Organism: Danaus plexippus (monarch butterfly)
Lineage: Eukaryota; Metazoa; Arthropoda; Insecta; Lepidoptera; Nymphalidae
Exons: 7
Coding region: 487-1239 (250 amino acids)
Source: RefSeq, a predicted model, not a curated record